Molecule: messenger RNA, 4637 nt
Organism: Megalops cyprinoides (Indo-Pacific tarpon)
Lineage: Eukaryota; Metazoa; Chordata; Actinopteri; Elopiformes; Megalopidae
Product: dynamin-1-like protein
Exons: 18
Coding region: 183-2216 (677 amino acids)
Biological process (GO): mitochondrial fission
Cellular component (GO): cytoplasm; microtubule; membrane
Molecular function (GO): GTPase activity; GTP binding; microtubule binding
Source: RefSeq, a predicted model, not a curated record
CACAGCACUGGUGAGAAGAAGAAGAUGUGCGAUGGGAAUACAAAAUUAGAAGGGAAAUACAUAACGUUUAUGAUUUAAAAAAUAUAUACUGCAAACGAAAUAAUGAAGUGAAGACCACCGUGUAGGGAAAAAUACGACAAGCCGGUGCGGUGUCUUAUCGUGUCCAGUCCAGGCAGGCAGAGAUGGAGACUCUUAUUCCCAUCAUUAAUCGGCUUCAGGAAGUCUUCCUCACUGUUGGUGCUGAGAUCAUUCAGCUUCCCCAGAUCGUGGUGGUUGGGUCACAGAGUAGUGGGAAGAGCUCUGUGCUGGAGAGCUUGGUGGGACGGGACUUUCUGCCAAGGGGUUCAGGGAUAGUGACACGGAGGCCCCUAGUGUUACAGCUCGUCAACGUACCCCCACUGGAGGAGAGAAAGCACACAGACAACGGAGAUGGCACAAAACAAAACUCCCAAAACAGCUACCCAGGGAUCAAGGUUGAAGAAUGGGGCACAUUCCUUCAUUGCAAAAACCAGAUUUUCACAGACUUUGGGGAGAUUCGCAAAGAGAUCGAGGAUGAGACCGAACGCACUUCAGGGGGAAAUAAGGGGAUAAGUCCAGAGCCCAUCUACCUGAAGAUCUUCUCUCCUCAUGUCCUUAAUCUCACGUUGGUUGACCUUCCAGGAAUCACAAAGGUCCCAGUGGGUGAUCAGCCAGAGGACAUAGAGGCCCAGGUGCAAGAGAUGAUUCUGUCCUUCAUCUCCAAUCCCAAUUCACUCAUCCUGUCUGUGUCACCCGCCAACUCUGACCUGGCCACCUGCGAUGCCCUGAAGCUGGCUCGGGAGGUUGACCCAGAUGGGCGCAGGACUCUGCUUGUGGUCAGUAAACUGGACCUGAUGGACGCAGGCACGGAUGCUCUGGAGGUUCUUCUGGGUCGCGUCAUUCCGGUUCGGCUGGGCAUUGUUGGUGUUGUCAACAGGAGUCAGCAUGACAUCAAUACCCAGAAAAGCCUGGCUGAUGCAGCUCGGGACGAGCAGGCCUUCCUGCAGCGCCACUACCCGUCUCUGGCGUCCCGCUGCGGCUCGCGCUACCUGGCUCGAACCCUGAGCCGGCUGCUCAUGCACCACAUCCGCGACUGCCUGCCCGAGCUCAAGACCCGAGUGACAGUGCUGAGCGCCCAGUACCAGUCCCGGCUCAACAGCUACGGCCAGCCCGUGGAGGACCACAGUGCCACCCUGCUCCAGAUUGUCACCAAGUUCGCCACCGACUACUGCAGCACCAUCGAGGGAACUGCCCGCCACAUCCAGACCUCAGAACUCUGUGGUGGAGCGCGGAUCUGCUACAUCUUCCACGAGACAUUUGGCCGCACGCUGCAAUCUAUUGACCCCCUGGGCGGCCUGACUGAGCUGGACAUCCUCACUGCCAUCCGUAACGCAACGGGCCCGCGCCCAGCGCUUUUUGUGCCGGAGGUGUCCUUCGAACUGUUGGUGAAGAAGCAGAUCAAGCGCCUGGAGGAGCCCAGCCUGCGCUGUGUGGAGCUGGUCCACGAGGAGCUCCAGAGGAUCAUCCAGCACUGCUCCUCCUUCAGCACGCAGGAGCUCCUGCGAUUCCCGAAGCUGCAUGACUCCAUAGUGGAGGUGGUGACCGGCUUGCUGAGGAAGCGUCUGCCUAUCACCAAUGAGAUGGUCCAUAACUUGGUGGCAAUAGAGCUGGCCUACAUCAACACCAAGCACCCAGACUUCACCGAUGCUGCACAGGUCUCUGCUUCCGUCAACAGUCAACAGGCGGAGACAGUGCAGGAUGGAGGCAAACGUUGGAAGAAUGAGACAGUGGCAGAAGAGAAAGUGGCCGUGGACAAGACCUCGGCUUUCAGCAGCCCCAGCAAGGGGCAAGCCAUCAACCUUCUGGACACGGCUGUGCCAGUGUCACGGAGGUUGAGUGGUCGGGAGCAGCGGGACUGUGAGGUCAUCCAACGCCUCAUCAAGUGCUACUUCCUCAUCGUCCGCAAGAGCAUCCAGGACAGCGUGCCCAAAACAGUGAUGCACUUCCUGGUGAACUAUGUGAAGGAGCAUCUGCAGAGUGAGCUGGUAGGGCAACUCUACAAACAGCCCCUGCUGCAGGGGCUGCUCAUCGAGUCCCAGGACACUGCACAGCAGAGGACAGAGGUUGCACAAAUGCUAGAGGCUCUGAAGAAAGCCAGCCAAAUCAUCUCAGAGAUCCGGGAAACACAUUUGUGGUAGCCAGAUGCCAACCGAAGGGAAGAGCUCCAUGUCCUUGAUGGCAUGUGCCGAAAAAAAAAAGAGAGAGAGAGAGAGAGAGAGAGAGUGAGAGAGUGUUUGUGUGUGUGUGAGAGAGAGAGAGAGAAUGUGUGUGUAGAUGGAGGGACAGCCGAUCUCACACCGACCAUUACACCCUUGCCCCCAGCUGUCUGCUGUUUAUUGUGAAAGAUUUUGGUCAAUUUGUCUGUGGAAACUUUUUUCCCUGGUUUGAGAGACUGAUAGAACUGUCAUUCAGUUUUACCACACCAGGGUAGGGCUGGGUCAAUACACUGAGUUGUAGAUAGCAUCUGUGAUUGGGGGAAAAAAGAAGCUUAAAUGUUUUCAGUUGUCAGGAAUGUUUGCUUAACACAACACUGAAUAUUUAAUCCCAUAUCUGGCCAGGCCAGGCUAGUCUGCUGCUCACAGCCUGUCAGGCUUUAGCAUCGAUAACUCCACUCCAGAAACACUUCAGACUAUAGUGAUUACAAAUCAGUUUGUGUAACCAACCAACCGAUUAAGCCCUGGGUAAGGGCUGUAAGCAGGCGUGCAUACUACUGUGCAGUUGUUGCAAAAAUGUCAUGAGACUCUCACAGUUUACAUACAUUUUGUUCCCAAAUUGUAAUGAAACUGACACAAGGCAGUGUUAUUGAGGAGGGAACACAAAUUUAAAAUGAAUGUGUUUUUCAUGUAGCUUGGAUUGGGCACUGCAAAACACUUAGUUUCUCAAACCAGAAAAUGUGAACCUCACUGUUUCCUGAACAAAAAAAACAUACCAAUGUUGUAUAAACUUUCCAUUGUUACGGUAAUAUUGUAGGCAUAUUUUAUUUUAAUUAAAGUUGUACAGUUGUUUCAUGUAAUAGAGUGCUUUGCCAAAUACAGAAUACAGCAAAAUGUAGGCAUUUCUAAAAUGGGAAUUGGGUGAUAUACAGUGUGUAAAAUGUUUUACCUUUGGCGGGAUAUUUAUCCACACAAUACAUAAUUUUUCUUUCACACUACCAUCCCUCAAUUCCCUCUUGAAGUAAGGUAUCCUUCCACUGAGUAAUUGUCUCAUGAAUACAUUGAUAUGAGAGGUUUACACUUUACAGUGUUGCAUACUUUAUUAGCUACCCUUGACCUUUGAUAGAAUUAUUUAUAAAACAUAAAUAUUUGACAGCAUGUUUUUUAAAAACCAUUUAGUAACCAGCCCUACUUUUGAGCAUCGAGCAAAAUGAACGCCAUCAGUAGAUAUGCGUUGGCAGCUACAUGGAUUAGGGAUUUAGCGGUACUGAUUUGGUGCAUGAUAAAUAUGCAUGGUGGGUUAAAGAAUCUCCAGGCUUUGUCCAGUCACAGUACAAGAUACAGUGUAGAAUAGAGCUGGUGCCGCUUUAUAUGAGAGUUUCUGGUCAACCACUUUUACAUGGCAAUAAUGAGCACAACACAAAAAUUGUUUGUAUGUGAAGUGUUUCUAGACAGAUUUUACAUGCAAACCAUAAUACACUGAUCUAGAAAUUAGAAGAAAGCAGUAGUAGAAUCAGUACAAAGAACUAGCAGAUUAAAGAGCAGAGUAAAUGGUGCAAAUGUAGGAAAUUGUUUGUGAGGGGCAUUUGCAGUUUUGGUUUCCUCAAGGGGUUAAUUCAUUGAGGAACACUUUUAGCAAAACUGCUACCACAGAGGAGGGGUCCAGAGCCCCGGAGCCAGAGGAGAGCUUCUAGGGGAUGUUUAUCCUGAGCUCCCAUGAGCACUUCAGUGAAACAUUGCACAACAUUUCAGCCAUGGAAUUCACCCCUAGGGGUCUCAGGGACAGACAUGAAGCCAGUUAGGUUGAGGUCACUCUCCCACGCAGACUCAGACCCUUCAUAUCACAAUUCAGACAGACUGUCAAAGCUUGGAAGUGGGAGAGUCCCUCUGUUUGUAUGCGUCUGCUUGCGUAUGUAUUUGUGUGUCCCAUUAUUGAUGUUUAUGCUCAGCAAAAUUUACUGUCUCCAUCUUAGCAAUGCACUGACUUUGUUGGUCCUCUGACUCUGACUUGUAAUAUUGCACUGUAAAUGACAAGUUGUUACUCGUGAGUUGUUGGACACAUUAUCUAUGUGCCUGUUUCAUACUGGUACAUCAUUACAUUCCAUCUUGUUAACUUAAAUUCCACAACUGUUCUUGAAGCCAAAAGUCAUGAACAUGGUCCAUUUUUUGUAUUUAUGAUUGUGUUGAUGGUUAGAGCUUGCUGCACAGUAUGAAACCCAAGAAAGACUGACACAAAGGAUCAUCCCUGAGAAACGCUGCCUUCAACAUAGUAAGAGAGAGGGCAGUGCAUAAGAGUGUCAGUCUGUAUAUCUGUAGGUGUGUAUUUAUGUGUGAGUGAGUAUGCAUUUUGUAUUGUGACUUUGUUAUAAAUUAACUGCCUGAAAGUGCUUGCCUGCCAAUUUUGUG